GUUGGUGCUAAAUGACGGCUCGGGCCCCGGCCUAUCACCGCGCAGAUCCACGAGCCGAAGUCACCCCAGCUUUUAGACCUCGGCUCACUCAGCUCCCGUCCAGUCAGCUUCCAUAGUCGCCAUUUCAAUUGCAGCACAAUUUCAACCUCCCGCGAUCCCCCAGUGCAGCAUGCAAUCUUGACACAACAACGACAAGAACCUGACCACUGUAUAACCCGACUCCGAUCCCGACCUCCAACCCUCGAUGCCGAUUCCAUGAACGACUCGAGCUUCGUCCAAGCCCAGCAGCGCGUCGCUGCACGACGACAGGCCCGCGAGGUCGAACAACGAGCCCGGGUCGCGGCCCAGCGCGAGUCCUCCCGCGUCAACGCACAGCUGCAGCGUCUGCCCUAUCCACUCAACCGCCUCGCCAAUGCAUGGGAUGCCGCCUCCUCUAUAGAGAGCGCCCGGCCUGCGUUUCGCGUGGCGCAGGUCGACGCCGAGCUGCUGGAUGAAGAACUGCUGGAUCUCCUCAAGGGGCAGGUUGGCGAGGCCCUCAAGUACUACGCCGGUGGACACCUCAAGGACGACUGGUCCGCCGAGAUUUUGCUGGCGCUGAGGGCCAUCCUGUUCAAGCUGACCGUCUGGGACAACGACGCCACCUACGGAGCCGCGCUGCAGAACCUCAAGUAUACCGACGCCCGAAAAGGGGGCCCUGUGCUGGCACCACCGACGAAGCUACAAAAGUCGCUGUACGGUCUAGUCACAGUCUUUGGCAAAUAUGCCUGGAACAGAUGGGAGGACUGGCUCGUGGAUCAGGAUGAUGGGUACAGCGACCCCAGCCCUCGAGUACAAAGGCUGUCCCGGUUGACAUCUGGACUGACCACGGUGCACUCCGCCGCGGCAUGCGUCUCCUUUCUCGUAUUUUUGUUCCGCGGACAGUACCGCACCGUCCUCGACCGCGUCCUGCGCAUGCGGUUGGCGCCUCCUACGAGCCACGUUAGCCGUGAGGUCUCCUUUGAGUACCUCAACCGCCAGCUGGUAUGGCACGCCUUUACCGAAUUCCUGCUAUUUGUGCUGCCCCUGAUUGGCAUCAACCGCUGGCGGCGGUGGCUCAGCCGCACCUGGCGGAAGACAAAGGAGAUUAUCAACACAAAACAAGGGGGCGAUUCUGCCAACGGCGAGUACGGCUUCUUGCCCGAGAGGACCUGCGCCAUCUGCUAUCAGGACCAGAAUGCCGCGGCGUCGUCAGAGUCCGAGAUCAUGGCGGCGGCAGCCUCCAGCGGCGUCAUCGGGUCGGCGCAGACGGAUGUCACGAAUCCCUACGAGGCCAUUCCCUGUGGGUGCAUCUACUGCUUCGUGUGCAUCGCAACACGGCUGGACCGGGAGGAGGGCGAGGGCUGGACGUGUCUGCGGUGUGGAGAGCACGUCAAAGAAUGCAAGCCAUGGAACGGCGACGUGCUCGAGCCGAGCCGCAAGUCAACGUCAACAAAAUCGGUGGCGUUUUCAGAUGAUGUCGUUGGAGGGUCCGACGAUGGAUCGGUAAUCUCGAGACAGGAAGGCGUGGGCGCUGAGGUGGUGAAGCGUUGAUAUGAGGAGGAAAGUCAUGAAGCAUAGAGUUAUCGUACUUGAUCUGACUUGUUAAAGUGGAGGGACCUGGGGUGCAUAUACUCAGCUGCGUUUUGGGAAUUAUUUGUAUUGUACAGCAUGCCUGUGUAAGGCUGAUGGGAUUUCUAUCAUGGAAAGUUUGGCAACCGGGAGUACAGCGUGAGUUUUCAGUAUCUACUAGUUUCUUGGUAAGGUUAUAUAUAUAAAGCAGGCAAAAGGGC
Trichoderma citrinoviride is the source of this 1808-nucleotide messenger RNA. RefSeq lists its product as hypothetical. Gene Ontology annotation, cellular component: peroxisomal membrane. Gene Ontology annotation, biological process: protein import into peroxisome matrix. NCBI's taxonomy places the organism in Eukaryota, Fungi, Ascomycota, Sordariomycetes, Hypocreales, Hypocreaceae. The coding region runs from base 256 to 1569 and encodes 437 amino acids. The record is from RefSeq and is a predicted model, not a curated record. The transcript has a single exon. Gene Ontology annotation, molecular function: zinc ion binding.